Gracilinanus agilis (Agile Gracile Mouse Opossum) is the source of this 1148-nucleotide messenger RNA. RefSeq names its product defective in cullin neddylation 1 domain containing 1 (gene DCUN1D1). The record is from RefSeq and is a predicted model, not a curated record. Lineage: Eukaryota; Metazoa; Chordata; Mammalia; Didelphimorphia; Didelphidae. The coding region runs from base 22 to 756 and encodes 244 amino acids. The transcript is spliced from 6 exons. Gene Ontology annotation, biological process: protein neddylation; positive regulation of ubiquitin-protein transferase activity. Gene Ontology annotation, molecular function: ubiquitin-like protein binding; ubiquitin conjugating enzyme binding; cullin family protein binding. Gene Ontology annotation, cellular component: ubiquitin ligase complex.
AAGGAUAAAGUUCGUCAGUUUAUGAUCUUCACACAAUCUAGUGAAAAAACAGCUGUGAGUUGUCUGUCUCAAAAUGACUGGAAGUUAGAUGUUGCAACAGACAAUUUUUUUCAAAAUCCUGAACUUUAUAUACGAGAAAGUGUUAAAGGAUCACUAGACAGAAAGAAGUUAGAACAGCUAUACAAUAGAUACAAAGAUCCUCAAGAUGAAAAUAAAAUUGGUAUAGAUGGUAUACAGCAAUUUUGUGAUGACCUGGCACUUGACCCAGCCAGUAUUAGUGUACUAAUCAUUGCUUGGAAGUUCAGAGCAGCAACACAGUGUGAAUUCUCAAAGCAGGAGUUCAUGGAUGGCAUGACAGAAUUAGGAUGUGACAGCAUAGAAAAGCUAAAGGCCCAGAUACCCAAGAUGGAACAAGAAUUGAAAGAGCCAGGACGAUUUAAGGAUUUUUACCAGUUUACUUUCAAUUUUGCAAAGAAUCCAGGACAAAAAGGAUUAGAUCUAGAAAUGGCCAUUGCCUACUGGAAUUUAGUACUUAAUGGGAGAUUUAAAUUCCUAGACCUGUGGAACAAAUUUUUGUUGGAACAUCAUAAACGAUCAAUACCUAAAGAUACCUGGAAUCUUCUUUUAGACUUCAGUACAAUGAUAGCAGAUGACAUGUCUAAUUAUGAUGAAGAAGGAGCAUGGCCUGUUCUUAUUGAUGACUUUGUGGAAUUUGCACGCCCUCAGAUUGCUGGGACAAGAAGUACAACAGUGUAGCACUGAAGGAACCCUCUAGAGUGUACAUAGUCUGUACAAUAAACACAACGGAAAAUUGCACAGUCAAUUUCUGCUGGCUGGACUGAACUGAAGACCAAUCCUCACACUAAGGGCUGAGGGUUGAGACACAACAUUAAGGAUACAUCUUGGACCAUAGCAUAUUUCCUUCUUCUAAUGGUGGUUUGGGCUUGUCUCCUAGUCUGGGCCGCUCUUGCCAGUUAUAAUUCCAACGUGGUGGAUUUCAUCUUAUCUCUGUGGACCAUCCUAGUUUAUUCUCCCUUAAGUCUUAGGAGCUUCAUGGUGAUUAUUUUGAGGUUUCCAUUGUUGCAUAAAGCACAAUGCUGUCUUCAUCAGAAAACUGUUUGGCAUAAGAAUUAAACAGAUCAACAUCA